Molecule: messenger RNA, 6934 nt
Organism: Falco peregrinus (peregrine falcon)
Lineage: Eukaryota; Metazoa; Chordata; Aves; Falconiformes; Falconidae
Gene: ADCY7
Product: adenylate cyclase 7
Exons: 30
Coding region: 963-4181 (1072 amino acids)
Biological process (GO): intracellular signal transduction; adenylate cyclase-inhibiting G protein-coupled receptor signaling pathway; cAMP biosynthetic process
Cellular component (GO): plasma membrane
Molecular function (GO): adenylate cyclase activity
Source: RefSeq, a predicted model, not a curated record
GAGCAGAACAGCCAGGCUAGAGGAAGUGGCAAGAACAAAUUGUUGAACUUCUGGAGGGACAGGCGGGGACGGUUCCCUUCUCUUCAGCAGUGGCUGUACUGUAAAGCUGUGCUCCUAGUUCAAGUAUACUUCUGCAGACACUAGAAAAGUGACCUGGACUGUGUUUUGAUUUGAGGUUGGUGCAUGUGAUACUUCAAAAGAUUUAGUGUCAAGGAUCAUACCUGAGUGGGCUGCGCUCACCCUACUGCAGGAAUUCCAAAAUGAUCGCACAGACCAUAGUGGAGUGGAGAAAUACGAAUUUUGCGGAUGAAUCCUGUGGCCUGCAAUGACACUGGGCUGGCUCAUCUAUACCUCUUCUCACUGUUGCAAUCCACCACCCUGUCAGAGAAGGAACCUGCCAAAACCAACCUUUAUAUUGUUGUAUGACUUCUUCCAAACUUCCCUUUGGAGCUUGGCGGGUGCAGGAGAGUUUUGAGAAGAAAAUGCUGUGACCCAGGAUUAUUCAUAAUUACUUGUAAUGUAUAUCUAUGAAGAUCAGUGGAGGAAUACACAAAUCAAUAAGAGUUAAUCCCAGGAAAUGAGAUUCAAGCUUAUGGAAAGGAGUUAAGAGACUUGCAAAAUAAUAAUAAUAAUAAAAAACCAAAACCUGAGAAAACCAACAAACAAAAAACCUGCCAAAAACUCCUAUCUGCACAGAUACAAGUUGAUCUAAAGGUUCAAGCAUAGAGCUGGCGAUGAAUUGCCCAUGGUUUUGGGGAGGCUAACUCUUUUGCUUCUGGUUGCAUUGGAAAUCCUGAAGUUAAUGCUCAUGAGAAGUAAAACUGGAGAGCGUGGGUUGCUUGGUGUGCCUAAAGAUCGCAGAGGCAGCGGCAAAAAGACAGAACUUCUUGAAGCAGUAGCUUCAGCUGUGUCUUAUUGUGUGCACUGGGAACUGAGAAAAACAGCAGCCAGCCUGGGAGAAAAUGCCAGCUAAAGGUAAAUACUUCUUCAAUGAAAAUGACGACUGCAGGCUAUCAGACCCACUCUAUGAGAAGUACCGCUACACAAGCCAGCAGCAUCCACUGCUGCUACUGCUGCUCUUCAUUGCAGUCAUCUUCUGGACUACUCUUAUUAUAAUCUUCUUUGUCAUUGAUGAAGCACCUUAUCAUCUUGCCUUCAUUAUUGCAGUAUGUGCUGCUCUUGUCAUAUUUGCAGUCAUGUACUUACUUUUAUGUAUUGAAUCCCUGUUUCGGAGAUGGCUAACAUUAUUUGGAGUUACGAUUUGGAUUUGCUUCUUAAUCAUAGGAUAUGUAUCACUUUUUGAAAAAGAAAAUGAUUAUCAGUCGUGGGAACAGGUGCCAUUCUUUCUCUUCAUAAUCUUCACAGUUUAUACCAUGCUACCCUUUGGGAUGCGAGGUGCUGUCAUAAUUAGCGUUAUUUCUGCUCUCUCCCAUAUUAUUGUUCUAAGCAUUGUGGUAAGCAUGACUUCUCAGGAAAAUAAGGAAUCCAUUCUAUUUCAGCUGCUUGCCAAUGCUGUCAUUUUUCUUUGUGGUAACUUGAUGGGUGCAUUUCACAAACGCCAAAUGCAGGUUGCUUCGUGGGAUUUGUAUAGAUACACAUUAAAGUGCAUUCAGGUCCGAAUGAAAUUGAAGAUUGAAAAGAGGCAACAAGAAAAUUUGCUUUUAUCCAUACUGCCAGCUCAUAUCUCAAUGGAAAUGAAGCUAGCAAUCAUAGAACGACUAAAGGAAACUAAUGAUAAUAGGCAAAUGCAUGACAACAACUUCCACAGUCUAUAUGUAAAAAGGCACCAAAAUGUUAGCAUUCUUUAUGCAGACAUUGUAGGAUUUACUCGCCUUGCCAGUGACUGCUCUCCUAAGGAACUAGUAGUGAUGCUGAAUGAACUUUUUGGAAAGUUUGAUCAGAUUGCAAAGGAGAAUGAAUGCAUGAGAAUAAAAAUCCUGGGAGACUGUUACUACUGUGUCUCAGGUCUACCCGUGUCCUUACCAGUUCAUGCCAGGAACUGUGUUAAAAUGGGACUCGACAUGUGCGAAGCAAUAAAGCAGGUGAGAGAAGCCACAGGAGUGGAUAUCAACAUGCGGGUUGGUAUUCAUUCUGGGAACGUGCUGUGUGGCGUGAUCGGCCUGCGUAAGUGGCAGUAUGACGUCUGGUCACACGACGUGUCCUUGGCGAACCGCAUGGAGUCUGCGGGUGUACCUGGCCGUGUACACAUCACUGAAGCAACAUUAAAUCACUUAGGCAAAGCUUAUGAAGUAGAAGAAGGCAAUGGACACCUGAGGGAUCCUUACCUUGAAUCCAUGAAUAUCAAAACCUACUUGGUGGUUGAUCCAAGGUCCAAACAAUGCAUAUCAAAUAAUCAUCUCCCUAAAACAAGAGUUAAUGACGGGCUGAAGAUGCGAGCCUCUGUUCGGAUGACGCGUUAUUUAGAGUCCUGGGGAGCAGCCCGGCCAUUUGCCCACCUGAACCACAGAGAAAGCGUGAGCAGUGACUCUUCAGCUUCACAAGGAAGGCGAAGAAAGGAAAUACCUUUGUGUUCCACUGGGCGCCAGAGAACUUCAGAUAGAAAUUCAUCUCAGAAGGGAAGGAUAGAGGAAGAUAUUUAUGAUGAAAUGAUGUCAACCAUUGAGGGCCUGAGUUCAACUAAUCCAUGGUGUGGCAAAUCGGAUGACUUCUGGGGAUUUUCACUGAUUUUUGCAGAACCCGGUCUUGAAAAAGAGUAUCGCACCAUUCCUAUUCUAAAACUGAAGAGUUACUUCGCAUGUGCCAGUUUUGUGUUCCUCUGUAUAUUUCUGAUACAGAUGCUUAUAAUGCCAAAAACUGCAAAGCUAGGAAUUUCCUUUGGCAUUGUUGCAGUCAUCAUUGUACUUACUUUGUUUCUGUGCUUUGCUGAGAAAUGUAUGAAGUGCUGCUCGCAACAGUGGCCUUUCCUGCGCCAUCUCUGUGCAAUCUCGGAGAAGGUGGAAACAAUGCCGUUACUUAGGCUUCCUUUAGCAGUCAUCACUAUCGGUGCCUUGCUGAUUAUAGCCAUUUUUAAUUUGACUACUGAAAAGAACAAACCUGCAAACUUUACUGGAUCAAAUGACCUGUGUGCUACCACCUAUCCUUUUGGAAACACAACUCAAUCCUGUGUUGAGGAAACUUAUUAUGCUUACUGCUGCAUAUUGGGGUUCAUUGCUUGCUCGGUGUUUCUUCAAAUGAGCUUCGAACUCAAAGUUCUCCUCCUGUCCAUUGCUGUGACCGUAUACCUCGUCAUUUUUAAUACCCUUCAGUAUAGAAACAUGAGCUUCUAUGGCAACAGUACCAGGCUUUUCAUCAAAGAGCCAAGGAUAAUGACUAAUUUAUAUCUGGUUCUGUUUUACAUAACCCUAAUUUUACUUGCAAAACAGAUUGAUUAUUACUGUCGACUGGAUUGCCUGUGGAAGAAUAAGUUUAAAAAAGAACAUGAACAGUUCGAAACGAUGGAGAAUGUGAACAGGCUUUUGCUGGAAAAUGUACUUCCAGCACAUGUUGCUGCAUAUUUCAUUGGUGAGAAACGAAAUGAGGACUGGUACCAUCAAUCUUACGACUGUGUCUGUGUCAUGUUUGCAUCAGUACCAGAUUUUAAGGUGUUUUAUACUGAAUGUGAUGUCAAUAAAGAAGGCCUGGAAUGCUUGCGGCUGUUAAAUGAAAUUAUUGCUGAUUUUGAUGAGCUCUUGUUAAAACCUAAAUUUAGUGGUGUUGAAAAAAUAAAAACCAUUGGAAGCACUUACAUGGCAGCAGCUGGUCUCAGUGUUACGCCAGGCCAAGAGAACAACCAGGAUAGGGAAAGACAGCAUGCUCACAUUGGGAUUAUGGUGGAAUAUGGAAUUGCCUUGAUGAGUAAACUGGAUGGCAUCAACCGACAUUCCUUUAACAAUUUCCGCUUACGUAUUGGGAUCAAUCAUGGCCCUGUGAUUGCUGGUGUGAUCGGUGCCCGGAAGCCUCAGUACGAUAUUUGGGGCAACACCGUGAAUGUUGCUAGCCGAAUGGAGAGCACGGGGGAACUUGGGAAAAUCCAGGUUACAGAAGAAACAAGUAAAAUACUACAGGAGUUGGGCUAUUCGUGUGAAUGUAGGGGACUCAUUAAUGUCAAAGGCAAGGGAGAACUAAGGACUUACUUUGUUUGCACUGAGACUGCCAAAUUCCAAGGUAUGGGACUGAACUGAGGCUACGACGAAGUUAAUCAAAAUAGGCUUAGAACUGCCUCCCUUCUGUGAAGAAUUAGAAUUUCCCUCCUUAUGUGAAGGACUUUAUUCUAAAAGCAUAUAUAUAUAUACGGUUCCUAUUUCUUCUACAUCUCAAGAGAAUGGUAUUAUUAUUUUUUUUUUAAAUUGAAAGAAGUUCUGACAAGUCCCUGGAAAACACGCAACCGCCAGUCUGAAAAGGACUACCUUUUCCUGAAAUAAUCUGAGGAUUUACCUGGAAUUGCCAUGAAGCAUUUCUGUUAGUUCCUUUCCUUACCUGCACUGUGGGAGUCUGAACAGCUCCGGUGACAGCAUACGUGGAUGCACUGUAGAACUUGUUACCGCGUUGAAACAUUCCACUGCUUCAUUCUUUGACACACCCCUGCUUACAGUAUUGCCUCUGUCACAGACGUGUGGGACGAUGCUCUGGGCGCUGCUGCGUAAGCCCGCUUUUAAUAAUGCUAAACAGACUUCACAGCAGAAGACGGCUGAGUAAUGGAAAGAGGAACGCGAGUAAACUCACAAAUAUAUCGUAUGAUAAUUGCGCUGGGCACCUUUUGAAAAAAAAAUAUUAAUUGCACAGUAUCAGAUGACUUUUUUAUUGCCUUUGCCUCCUCCAUAGCAUACCUUGUAUUAUGCAAAUGUUUUCAUGACCAACAGCUGUUUAGAAAUAACUUUCAUCUAGUUCAGAGUGUUUACAUUAUAUUACGUGUUCUCCUUUGUAUUUCUGUGCCUCUGUAUUUAGUGUCUGCAUGUGCAUUUUGUAGUCACGUAAGAGAACGUCUUCAGAAUUCUGGCUUUAAAUUUCAAACCCCUGCCCGACCUUGAGGAGCGCUGAGCACCUGCAGCUUGUCCUGCAUGCUCGGUCAGACAGGCUCCGAGAACAGCUUGUGUCGCUGACACCCGGCAGGCAUUCUGCGUGCUGACUGCAUUCUUGAGGGCACUUACGGAAGAAAAAAUAAUGUUUUCAAUUAUUUGGAAACAAGAACAGAACGGAGAAGACAGUAUUAGAAACAGCAGCAGGUACCGUACCAAUGGAACCGCAUCUGAGGUGGGAUUGGGGUGGUUUUUCCUCUUCUUUUUUCUUCAAAUUGAGUAGCCACUGGCUGGUUUGUGUACCUUUUAAAGGCGGUGCAGUUUAUGAAACAAAUUGGUUUUGAAGGUUACAAAAGAAUGUACGGAAAAAAACAUUCGUAAUGGAAGUGUUUCAGCAGAGCCUCAAUACGGAAAGUACGCGUAGGGUGUUAGUAUGCUCACGGAAACUGACUGGCUGUAAGGUAGUUUAGUUUGUAGUUUUCAAGCUGUUAAUGGCUUUUUCUAAUUUCUCAAUUAGCGUUUUUCUACUUCCUGCAAUCACUUAGUCUGCUUUCUGCUGGUGGAGACGGUCGUAUUUUGUCAGGCUAACAUCUCGUGCCCAAUUACAUGUGUUAACUAGGGAUGGAUUCCCCCCUCCCCCCGCUACACCACCUGCGGUAUGACGGAGCAGCACAGUGAUUCAGUUCUACGCCUAUUUUGUUCAGCCUUACUCUUCUGCAAAGCUGCAUUUACUAAAUUUUCUGGGUUUACCAUUAAACCAUACUGGAGAAGCGUUUAACAAGCAGUCCUAUGCAUCACUGCCGCUUUCUAAUUACUGUGUAAUUUCCUUAGAAGAUGAAGUGACUAUGUUUCAAGAUGGGAACAAAUCUAAAUAUUGUCCAACUGUGGAUUAAAAAUUGUGCUUUUAUAGCCUUUGUCGAUGUGGUAGGUCAAACUGUGCGUGGUAAGUCUCCAACAGAAAAAAGCACAUUAGAAAACCUUAGUUUGAGGUUGCCUGGUUCGUGUAUGGACUCUGCUGAAGAACGAAGUUUCACGCUCGGUGUCUUGUUAGUGUCAGGUCAAGUGUUACAGUCAAACCUUACGACAGCUUUUGCUACUCUUGUACGUUGUGUAUGUGUAGUAACAGAUGCUCAGCAAGCAUUUGUUGCGAGGUAUUUAUUUAUUGUUUUGUAAGGACCACACGUGUGAAAGGCUCCUCACAGCAGCCUUUGAUGUCAUGUGUGAGGUGAAGUGACUAUUUGCCUCAUGAAUACAUUCUGCAAAGUGCAUUAUGCCUAUAGGUAGAGCUGGCUCCAAAGUGUUUCUGUUGGCAGACGUAGUAGAAUGUAAACGUAAGUCAUCUGUGAAAGAGAAUUUGCUGCCUGUAACAGCAUUUUGAAAUGCUUUUGUUUACAUGGUAUUGCCCGUCAGGCUAGGAACUUGCUUGGCUGUAACUGCAAGCUAACCUCAUUUAGAGAUGCGACGUGACGAGCUGUAGCUCUCGAAUGGGCAGAAGCGGGGGUUUGUUGCGGUUUUCAAAGGCCGCAACGCGCUGCGCCGCUCGCUGCGUGUGAGCGUACUGCGCGAGGCCUACCCGGGGCAGUUAGAAACCGCGCAGUGCCAACGGGGUUGUGCCUGAAGGACGACUUUCUCAUCAGCACUGGAACUGCAUGAGAGCUAUAGUCAAACACAGAAAAAGUUCGAUUUAAGAAGCAACUGUAUUUAAAUCAUUGUUUUCGGCAGUCCUUUUGAGUGAACUGUGAAAUUUAAGACUGAGGCAAUAACCUUGUUGAAAAAUCUUCCUUACAGCAUUAUUGUUUUCUUAAACUGGAAAAAUGGCACUGUAUCUAAUAUGAAGAGCUAACAACAUCCUGACUUAGCUAGCUGUUUUAAAGAACAAAUGUGUUUUUACCGUUAAAUAAAAAACUUCCUGAAACUUG